Molecule: messenger RNA, 814 nt
Organism: Microdochium trichocladiopsis
Lineage: Eukaryota; Fungi; Ascomycota; Sordariomycetes; Xylariales; Microdochiaceae
Exons: 1
Coding region: 348-728 (126 amino acids)
Biological process (GO): regulation of protein localization; endosome organization
Cellular component (GO): BLOC-1 complex; endosome
Source: RefSeq, a predicted model, not a curated record
UGAUGAUGGUCGGAUCCACGGGUAUAAAAAGGCUCGUUGUCGACGAGCUGGAGGAUUUUGUUCUUCCUCCUUUUCUCUUCAUCAUCUCAACUUUCAGACUCCUCCUCAACAUCAUCAACACACCAUCGUGAGCAGCCUACUUGGUCUGAGACGUCUUCAAGAUUCAACAUACCCUCCCUGCCUAGCACACUCCUCUAGCACCCCCCAUACCCAUCCAUACACAGAAAGCCUCGAGCUAGCCUGCCUUACCUCAACACUGGCCUGUCAGUUGAGUUUGCGGAGUCCAAUCAUCAUCCUACACUAGCACACCGCCAGUCCACCCACACCUGCCCACCCACACGCAAGCCAUGGCAUCGUACAGCAGCUACUACAGCUCCUCGGCCGUGCCAAUCCCCUCGAAGGAGUUGUCCUACAACUAUAAUUCGUCUGGCUCCACAUACUCUUCUUCCCCACCCGACGAAGAGCGUGACGCCUCAGUCACCUCGGGCGUGCCAUCGUAUGGAGACUACCGCUAUCACCAUGGCAGCAGCACCAAUGGCAGCAGCAGUAGCUACUACUAUGGCACGAACACCAACGACUCGUACUCGUAUGCCAACAGCGUCAAUGGCGACUACUCAGACGUGAGUGCCAGCGGCGUCGACUUCAACGAGUACAUCCAGGACCGCUUCACGGAGUCCUUUGACCCUACGCCGUUGGAUCGGUCCCUGGUGAAGCAGGCCCAAGCGUAAGUGAUGCCCUUGCACCCCUCUAACCAUUUUGCAACGACCGUUGGCGCUGACAAACCUUAACAGUUCCGGAGCUUUGAAUGCCAAGC